Messenger RNA from Pseudoliparis swirei, 2583 nucleotides. RefSeq names its product ezrin b (gene ezrb). Gene Ontology annotation, molecular function: actin binding; cell adhesion molecule binding. Gene Ontology annotation, cellular component: plasma membrane; apical part of cell; microvillus. Gene Ontology annotation, biological process: positive regulation of protein localization to early endosome; positive regulation of early endosome to late endosome transport; regulation of cell shape. The transcript has 14 exons. The record is from RefSeq and is a predicted model, not a curated record. The coding region runs from base 174 to 1922 and encodes 582 amino acids. Lineage: Eukaryota; Metazoa; Chordata; Actinopteri; Perciformes; Liparidae.
UGCGCCGGUGUGAACAGAGGAAGGGGAAAUCUGCGGCUCUGGGCUUCUGACUGGCGGCUCACCUCUCAGCCUCAUCGGUUCCGGAAGGCGCACGGAGCUCAGCUCUCUUUUUUUGGAAAACACUUUUUUGAUUUAACAGCUCCUCGCACAGAGCAAAGAAAAGAACAGAGAAAAUGCCUAAAUCGGUCAAUGUCCGCGUCAUCACCAUGGAUGCUGAGCUGGAGUUUGCCAUCCAGCACACCACCACCGGCAAGCAGCUGUUUGACCAGGUGGUGAAAACCGUCGGCUUACGUGAAGUCUGGUACUUUGGACUUCAGUACCAGGAUGGCAAAGGUUACUAUACUUGGCUAAAACUGGAAAAAAAGGUGUCGUCCCAGGACGUGAAGAAGGAGAACCCACUGCAGUUCAAGUUUCGGGCCAAGUUCUUCCCAGAGGAUGUGUCUGAGGAGCUGAUCCAGGACAUCACCCAGAAGCUUUUCUUCCUUCAGGUGAAGGAGGGUCUCCUGAGCGACGAGGUCUACUGUCCACCAGAGACCGCCGUGCUGCUCGCCUCCUACUCUGUUCAGGCCAAGUUUGGAGACUACCACAAAGAACUCAACCAGCCUGGAUACCUGAUGUCUGAACGCCUGCUGCCACACAGAGUUCAGGAGCAGCACAAGUUAUCCAGAGAGCAGUGGGAGGAGAGGAUUCAGGUGUGGCACGAGGAGCACCAUGGGAUGUUGAAGGAGGACGCGAUGCUGGAGUACCUGAAGAUCGCCCAAGAUCUGGAAAUGUACGGAGUGAACUACUUUGACAUCAAGAACAAGAAAGGGACAGAGCUGUGGCUGGGAGUGGACGCCCUGGGACUCAACAUUUAUGAGAAGGACGACAAACUGACCCCGAAGAUUGGCUUCCCCUGGAGUGAGAUCAGAAACAUUUCCUUCAACGAUAAGAAGUUCAUCAUCAAACCCAUUGACAAAAAAUCUCCUGACUUUGGGUUUUAUGCAGCAAGACUGAGGAUAAAUAAGCGCAUCCUGCAGCUGUGCAUGGGCAACCACGAGCUGUACAUGCGUCGCCGCAGGCCAGACACGAUCGAGGUGCAGCAGAUGAAGGCUCAGGCCCAAGAGGAGAAGCAACAGAAACAGAUGGAGAGGGGCCACCUGGAUAAAGAGAAGAAGAAGAGGGAGGCCAUCGAGAGAGAGAAGGAGCAGAUGGAGCAAGAGAAGCAGGAUCUGGUGAUGAGGCUCUAUCAGUUUGAGGAGAAGACCAAGAAGGCAGAGAAAGAUCUGCAGGACCAGCGCCAGAGAGCCAUGAUGCUGGAGCAGGAGCGAAGGAGAGCCGAGGACGAGGCGGCUCGUCUGGAGGCCGAACGCCAGGCGGCUCUGCUGGCUAAAGAGGAGCUCGCCCGCCAUGCUGAGGACCAGCAGAAGAGUCAGGAUCAGCUGGCUACAGAGCUGGCGGAGCACACAGCCAAGAUCAGCCUGCUGGAGGAGGCCAAGAGAUGCAAGGAGCAGGAGGCCGAAUCAUGGCAGCUCAGGGCAAUGGAGGCCCAGGACGAUCUGUUGAAGACCAAGGAGGAGCUGAACAUGGUGAUGACGGCGCCCCCCCCGCCUCCACCUCCCCCCAUGUACGAACCCAUGUACGACAACAGCGACAGCGAAGAGAACGCCAGCAUGAGCAGCGCCGACCUGCAGACCGAAGGCAUCACUGACCACCGCAUCGAGGAGGACCGGCUGACCGAGGCCGAGAAGAACGAGCGCGUCCAGAAACAGCUGAAGGCCCUGACCUCAGAGCUGGCUCAUGCACGUGAUGAAUCCAAGAAUACCCAGAACGACCUUCUUCACAGCGAGAACGUCCGGGCCGGCCGAGACAAAUACAAGACCCUGCGACAGAUCCGACAGGGCAACACCAAGCAGAGGAUCGAUGAGUUUGAGUCUUUAUAAAAAAGCCCCUCACCCUUUCUGAAUGGUCACUCCAUUCCGGCCGUCACACACGGACACACACAAACACGCUUAAAGUCAUGUAUAACACACAUCUGUUGCAGACUAAACUGGAGCAGUAAAAGCAUCACGUACAGAGAGAGAGAGAGACACUCUUGUUUUGAGCGUGCAGCGCUUUGCAAAUCCCUCGAAGAAAACUUAGUGCCAAAACCUUUCUCUUCGUAGUGUUUCACGUCUUAUUUGUGUAUUUGAUUGUGUCAUUUGAUCAAAUUCAGACCAAAUCAUUAUUGUUUUUAUCCAGAGGUGUGAUGAAGUAGUGGGACUAGCCUAAUUUUAUUAUUAUUACAUGAUGUACACAUAUGAUAUGUAAUCAAAGCCUCGCUUCUUUUUGAUGUCUCUCAUUCGUUGUGUACGAAGAGGACAGCUUGUCUUUCAUAGCGACCACUCGGAAUGGGGGAAAACAGUGAAAGCAAGAACAUUUUUUUGUUUUUGUUUUACAUUAUAUUUUAACACUUCCAUUUAUGUUUAAUAUUGCUAUACAGUAGUUUAAAAUCAUGCUUAGUUUGAUAUUUAUGCUGUAUAUGGGACAUUGAAAAGGGUAUUUCAUCUUGGUUUGUAUAUUUUUGCUAUCUACUAAUGAUAAUAAAAACAUUCAAAGAUUUUA